Dipodomys ordii (Ord's kangaroo rat) is the source of this 1065-nucleotide messenger RNA. Its product is annotated as transcriptional adapter 3. NCBI's taxonomy places the organism in Eukaryota, Metazoa, Chordata, Mammalia, Rodentia, Heteromyidae. Gene Ontology annotation, molecular function: transcription coactivator activity. Gene Ontology annotation, cellular component: SAGA complex. The transcript is spliced from 6 exons. Bases 1 to 756 code for a protein of 251 amino acids. The record is from RefSeq and is a predicted model, not a curated record. Gene Ontology annotation, biological process: regulation of transcription by RNA polymerase II.
AUGUCUGAUUGUCAUGAUCAGAUCCCACCCCUAGGAAAACAUUAUUCCCAGCGCUGGGCACAGGAGGACCUGUUGGAGGAGCAGAAGGAUGGGGCCCGGGCAGCAGCUGUGGCUGACAAGAAGAAAGGUCUCAUGGGGCCUCUGACGGAACUGGACACUAAAGAUGUGGACGCCCUGCUGAAGAAGUCGGAGGCCCAGCACGAGCAGCCAGAAGAUGGGUGCCCCUUUGGCGCCCUGACGCAGCGCCUCCUGCAGGCCCUGGUGGAGGAGAAUAUUAUUUCCCCUAUGGAGGACUCCCCCAUUCCGGACAUGUCUGGGAAGGAAUCAGGGGCAGACGGGGCAAGCACCUCUCCUCGCAAUCAGAACAAACCCUUCAGCGUGCCACACACCAAGUCCCUGGAGAGUCGCAUCAAGGAGGAGCUGAUCGCCCAGGGCCUUUUGGAGUCUGAGGACCGUCCCGCAGAGGACUCAGAAGAUGAAGUCCUUGCCGAGCUGCGCAAACGGCAAGCUGAGCUGAAGGCACUCAGUGCCCACAACCGCACCAAGAAGCAUGACCUGCUGAGGUUGGCGAAGGAGGAGGUGAGCCGGCAGGAGCUGCGACAGCGGGUCCGCAUGGCGGACAAUGAAGUGAUGGACGCCUUUCGUAAGAUCAUGGCUGCCCGGCAGAAGAAGCGGACUCCUACUAAGAAGGAAAAGGACCAGGCCUGGAAGACCCUGAAGGAGCGGGAGAGCAUUCUGAAGCUGCUGGAUGGGUAAUCCUCAGCUGCCUGGCUGCCUUCCCCCCACUUCCUGCUUUGGGGGCCAACAGUCUUGGACCGCACUGCCCAUCAAAUGGUGACGGUCUCCAGAGGGCUGAGCCCUCCACUGCGGCCUUUCGGUCUAGCUCUGUAUAGCCAGGACACACGAGGCCCUGUGCGGCCAGCCUGGCCGGCCUGCCUGGCCCCCGAGCUGGGCGGGAGGAGCUCGUUCCUGGGUCUUCCUCUUCCUCUGCCCUCCUCCACUCCCCACCUGUUCCCCUCAAACACUUCUCCCUUGUGGUUUUGUAAAGUGCAAACUCAAGAAUAA